GUCACACACAUACGCUCUUUGUACUUUAACAAAGUGGGAAAUGCCUGCUGAAGUCGACAUGGUGCCUGCUGUCGCUACCACCACAACUACCACGACGGCAACAGGAUCAGAAGCACAACAACAACAACAACAGCAGCAGCAGCCUGAUUCAGCAACAAUUACAACAACGGCGGCGACACCAGCAACUACAACGACGCCAGCCCCUACUAAUGCUCCACCAGUAACAGCAACACCACUUAACGAUUCAACAAUUGCUACGAGUAAUUUGGAAAUGCCAUCAAAAAAGAAGCAACUAGUCAUCAAGGGUAAAUUUCCCAGUACCAUGACUCCAACAGGACGACAGGACGUGAUCGCACUCAAACAACGUCUCGCCGAUGCCUUGGGAGACAAUGGCCCGUUAUACUGGGAUGCUUUAAAAGACUUCGUCGCUGGAAAGCUUAAUCGACAAGAAUUCGACUUUUACGCUAAUCUAUACCUAAGUCAUGAAAACGCUUACCUCCAUAAUGCCUUUAUUCUAAGCACUGUUCAUAACGCUCAAACUGCAACCCCUCCACCAUCCAAACAUCGAUCUGUCGGCUGGGCCAAACGGAAACGUGGCAAGGAUGGUAGUCUGUUAGAUGGAGACAAUGAAAGAGAUCCUUUAAAGAAAAAACUUAAAAUGGAUGUCAUGUCCUUAAGCAAAGCUGAUCGCGACAAAUUGAAAGCUUUGGUCAAGGCAGGAGACAAGGAUAAAUUGAGACCUUUUGUCGAUAAGCUCUUAAAACCACGCAUAAGUCGAGUGCCCCAAUUGCCAUUACCUGCGGAACAACUUCCACAAACAUUUAAUGCAGACUACGCACGAGGUUUGUUAGCACCACUUUGCACAGAUUUAAAAGAACUUCCUGGUCCCGAAACAUUACAUGCAAGGAUGACAAGUAUUGCGCUGGAACAAGGGCUGGUGAAAGGAGUGACUGAAGAGGUCGUGAAUGCCAUGUUGUUUGCCACCGAAAGCUACAUCAAAUCUGCGAUUGCUAACGCAGUAACCAAGCGACGAAUCAAUCGGUCUAUCGGAUUAACAAUGGAAAAAGAUACACCUGAAACGCGAUACGCAGCAAUGGAACAGAUAUUAUCAUCCCAACCUCUCCUUAUGCCGGAAACUCAAAACAUACCUUCACCAUCAGCAGCUCAAAGUCCCUCCCUUGAUAGCAAUGACAGUAGCAGCAGCAGUAGCAGUAGUAAUAGUGACAAUAGUAGCAGCAGCGCGAGCGUAGCCAACGACAUUUCAUCCUUUUCCUCGUCAUCAUCUUUAGCUACACCCGUCGACUCGAUUUCCUUACAUGACCUUGCUUUUUCGUUCUCUAUCUCGCCUUAUGUUCUGGUGGAGAAUGCUCUCAAUGCCGAACGACUUACGGCACUCUUGACGGAUAGUGAAGAUGAAAUAACGGAUGACGACUUAGGCGAUACUGGUUCUGAAGGAGAUUUCGAAUUAUAGCAGCAUUGCAUUUUCUGUUGUAGUUUUCAUACUUAUGAAUAGUAGCAGAUGCUCAUUGCAUCAUAUUCUUUAGCGCCUUUUUCUCUGUAUCACAUUGGAAAAAAGCUUUAGGACAAACUUUUCACCCAGUAUGUAUGCACAUUGUUGGAAUGAUGCUGACACCUACCAGUGUGUGUGCAACCUUAUCCAAAAUUCGCUUGUCGUCG
Molecule: messenger RNA, 1677 nt
Organism: Zychaea mexicana
Lineage: Eukaryota; Fungi; Mucoromycota; Mucoromycetes; Mucorales; Lichtheimiaceae
Product: transcriptional regulator of RNA polII, SAGA, subunit-domain-containing protein
Exons: 5
Coding region: 41-1471 (476 amino acids)
Biological process (GO): regulation of transcription by RNA polymerase II
Cellular component (GO): SAGA complex
Molecular function (GO): transcription coactivator activity
Source: RefSeq, a predicted model, not a curated record